UAGAAGACUCCGGUCAGCUAUUUUUUCACGUUGCCUCGGCCUCUAACAGCAAAGUACAUAUAAAUUAUACAAAUGCGUAAUUUAUAAAUUACAAUGCAGUAUCUGCUUCUGAAAGUUGCAUGUGUACAGCCACUGUACAUGGUGACAACACAUACCGACGGCUCACUGCAUGGGGAACACUCCCGAACCGACCCUCUGCGUGGGAGCAAAAUAUUGAAAUAAUGAGUAUCAACAGAAUAUCACGCACAUGGCCUGGGGUGCAACCAAGAAAAGAUGAAACCUAUAUACCUUUCUUGUUAUCGGAGUCGCCACCGCUGGCCGAUUGUCGUGGGUGUACGCAGAGUGCUGGGAAUCGAUUGGCCUGAGCCCUUCUGCGAGGGAGGUGCAGUUCAGCCGACAGGACGUGAACGAAGUUGCUGGGAGAUCUUCUGAGGAAAGCAUGAAACCUCGGUCAAGAUGAGAACCCCAAUAGGCCCCGUCUUUCUCCUGCUGGCCGCUGGGCUUGCGGCGGCAGCGGAGAGCAGCUCUGCGACGCAGCCACGAAGGGAGAAGGACAUAUCCACGACGAGAAGAACUCUCCAGAGGGCCAAAUUCGCGUGUCUCGGCAAGGCAGAAGGUUACUACGCAGACACUACGGUAGACUGCGAGGCGUUCCAUUACUGCAAGCCCGAUGGGACGCGGUACUCCUUCGUGUGCCCGCCUAAGUCACGCUUCAACCAGAAGCUACUAAUCUGCGAUUACGAUCUCGGAGCACUGGCGCUCUGCCCAGAAUCGGAGCGCUACUACCAGCAGAACAAGACAUCUGAAAAGGACGAGAGGAAAUCGACUGAGGCUCCCGUAUUCGUACCUCAAGAAGAAGUCUCGAAACCCAGCACGAGUGUGUACCUUACAAAGACGAGCAUGAAACCCACAACGAGCGCACCGUCAAAGACCUCGGCUACGCGUAACCGGCAACCUGUGUCGAAGAGACCGUACACUACAUACACACCGAGGUCACCGCUAACGGCGCGUACUACGCAACGGACAACGAUGUGGACGACCAAGAAACCCACAACGACAACAACAGCGAGUUCGGAAGAAGACUUGGACGAGUACGAAGACGAAUAUUACGACGAUGAAGACACGUCGGAGCAACCAGGGACGCAGAACGCCUCGCUGCCGGCACUGGCAAGCAAGCCUGAAGCAACAACACCUAAGCCGCAAACUGUGGUAUCAAAACCCAUCCAAUCACCGCCUUUACCAUCGAGGUCUUACUUCGUGCAACCAACAGUUCCACCGACGCCACAGCCCAGACCGAACUUUCCGUUUCUGAACCACGUGCCACGGCCACGACCUCCUCACAAUGAGAGACUUCCGCUACGUCCAUUUCUUCAAAAUCCACACGUCUUCUUACCAUCUGUUCACAUGCCAAAAGAACGCACACGAAACAGAGUUCCUCCAGUUCACCUUCAGAAUCCAGCGCUUCAGGCUGGACAAUCAUUUGUAGAAUACAUGCCUCUUGAGGAAGAACACGCAUCGUACGUGAGUUACGCUGAAGAUGAGCACGCUCCUGAUGUAGGACAGGAAGGGUAUCGAGCUCAAGGAGCACCCAUGAAAUUGAGAGACGAGUAUGACCCUCGACUGCAGUUCCACAAUCCAACUGAAAACCAAGUUCCUGAUAGUAAGUACAUUGCUCCACCAAUGUGGCAUGAACAGAACAACGAAGGUUCCACGCCGCCGAAACCAAUUGAACCGGGGAUCCAUUCAGAAAGUGGUGGCUCGUCCGUGGAGUAUGACAACACCUAUCAUGAUGCACCAGGUCCACAACACUGGGGACCAAAACACGCGUAUCCCGGCUUCGGCGAACCGUCUCCUGUACGUGCUACAGAACGAGAACCACUUCCGAGUCCUUGGAAACAAGAUCAAGCCCAGCGAGUGCCAUGGAUGUCUCCAGCAUCGAAAGAGCAACUUGGUGUACGGUACACUGCCGAACCUCCUUCUGGAAGGGUACCCAGCAGUAUGUCGUCCUACAUGCAUGAUAUAGCGAGCAUGAGAAAGCAGCAUGCGAAUGUAGGGCCGUACGUUUCACAACGCAAACUGAAUAACAAUAAUUUCUUUAGCUUCGCAACUCCUCGUCAGUACGAGGGAAGCUCGAGGGCAGUGCACUCAAUGCCCGAGCUUGAAGCAACGAGCGACGACCCUAGGUCCUGGAGACCGUUACAGGCAGCAGAAGGUGACGGGAUUGAGACGAACACUACAAACAUUGGCGGUUAUUAUAGGACUUCAUCUGGCAUGUUCGAAUACCGUCCAGCACGAAAGACGAGGUCCAUUCAUUCGCGGCAAAAACGCCAGCUACUUUCGAGGCUAUUCGGAAGACGACCAAGCUUCAAUGGCUUCUCACCAGGCUUAAUGUCAGGCGUUGCCAGACCGUUCUUGUUCGGAGGACCUCCAUCCAACGCGCCUCAGUUGCCAAAUUUCCAGCCACCGCCAGCGAUGCCCUGGGCGCAAAAUCAAUUUGAACCCUGGUCAUUUUCGCCCCAGCAAGAUAUCGAACCAACGGCAUCGUGGAUGCGACCAACAUUCCAAAGCGCGUUCAAGCCACAAGGUCCGCCUUCGUCUUUCUAUGGUGCCAGCAUGGACGGCAACGUACCAGACGUGAUGAAAGAGAGCGACGCUUUGGGUGUGUCGGCAACGACUGAGUCCAGCGCAGAUAUUUCGAACUUGCACACUACUCCGUUCAUGAGCGAUGCUACGCCGUCGAUGAAACCGCCUCUGGACGAAUCCUUCAGCCAAGACAAUCCCGAUCUAAGCGAGUCUAUGGUGAGGCCAGAUUUUGCCAGUGACAACGAAAAGGAUUCGAUGUCAAGUGACCAGUACAACGAGCCUUCCAUGGACGUCACGCACAACGGCGGACGUCCGUUUUCGCAAGGCUUCGAACACGGUCCAAAGAUGAACGUCCCCAGUAGCCUUCAUUCGAUGGAAGACUUCAAAAUGAACCACGAGGCGUAUUCCGCGAAAGUUCCGGAUCACGCCUCUUUCUCCCUCAAUUCACAAUUUAUGAUGAACCACGAAGGACAUUCUCAGCCGGACAAGAAUGUUCCAGAUCAUUUCCGCCCUUCUUUCAACUCUCCGUUCAUGAUGAACCCUUUUCUCAACCAUAAAGGAGACGCAUCACACAGGCAGCCGCCGAUGCAGUUUCACAACGAAUUCCAAGUUCAGCAGCCACCGAAUCAGCGCCACACUGCUGGCGAACGUGAUUUUCACAAACAUCGCCAGUCUAUACCAUUUAUGAUGCAUAACCUAAAUUCUCAACAAGCGCUGCAUAAUCACCAGGGGUCAUUUCCAGAUAGGGGUGCCAGCACGCCGUUCCAUAUGGUACACCAAGAGGCACCUGAGCAACCAUAUAAUGCACACGUAGCUUCUGGACAUCAUCAGAUGCACAAUCACGCAGAGCAUCACCCUUGGAAUAUGCCCGACCCUCCAAGAACAAUGGCACCUCCGAGGAUGAUGCCAGUUCGUCGUCCAUUCCCCUAUCAAUCACCUGAAGGUCACAAAGAGACUGGCGAAGAUAGGAAUUCCUUCCGGCUCCCUAAUAUGCCCCAGGCUUUCCCUACAUUUAUGACGCACUACGCUCCAGGCGGGUCAGAGCACCUGGACCACCGUCACAGUUCCGCGGACAACUGGAACACGGCCGGAAAAAUGCCGGUCUUGGUCCCGGAACGUCCUCCGGAACAUUACUUCUCCCAACAACUUCCGGAAGAAAUCAUCGCCUCUUCGCCGAACACAACCGACGCUGUGCCUUCAACCUCAAAGCCAGCAAGUGGUGGUCAACGUCGUCGAAAGCCAGCGCGUCGGCGUCGGCCGAAGCCAACGAAGGUUACUCAAACGUUCGUCGAGAAAACAAAUAAUGGAGACGCAUCUGAGACUGCACCAACCACUACGACAACAACACGUCCUACGCCUGCCGGAAUUGUGGCUUCAAGUUGGACAAAGCCUUACGGAACGAGGCUUCAUAGCGCGGGUACAACACCGAUUCCUGCAGCACAUCCUCUGACUACACGCGCUUCAUUCCCUUCCCAGACUCCAGAUUCAACCUUGUUAGAAUCGAAGAAGCCUCAUAGCAAGACGUCCGAUGUGCUUGCCGAGACAACUCCCAGUCUGUUAGGGUCGUGGCCUAAUAUGCCUACGCGACUGGACGCAAGCGUGCCUUUGGGGUUACAAAAAGCUUUCACGUUUCCAGUGGCAAUUCAGGCUUCUGGAAGACCAUCAACUUAUAGACCUUCUUCAACGUCCACAACAACCACGACGACAUCUUCAACGACGACUACGCCGGCUCCGAGGGUCCUGAUGUUGUCGUCCUCCCCGCUUGAACUGACGGCAGACUCUCACGCAUCGAAUGCGACAAGCACGGUAAACCGAACAACACCAAUGUGGCACUGGACAGCAGCGCCAGCAAAGUCCAGUACCCCGAAGCCUACUACCCUCCGUGCGAACGAAAUGAGAAUAUUCAGCGGCAAAAUGGGUGCUUCCGUGUUCAGCACUGCAAGUAAAACUUUAAGUACCAGGCCUCCGGCGAUCGUUAUUGGCGAGAUUAACGAUGCAGAAGCAGAAAAUGUAAUUGGUAACGGCCGAGAUAAAGGUUUUCCGUUCGAGUUCUUCACGGACGUCAACCGGUUGACAAGGACGACGUCCAAACCAACCUCGCCGUACCCGGUGUACCGUCCGCCGGUAACGCAAGUCGUUACAGCGAUAUCUUUCAGCGAGUCGUCAUCGGUAGUGACAUCACCGCCGCCAUCUGCAGCAUGAACUGCCACGUGCUUAUAAGUUAUCAUAUCUACUCAGCGCUCUAACCAGAUGGUGUUUGGUACAGAGUUUGAACGAUGGGAGGUGAAGUGACAUCAGCGCCAGAACGGGUGUUCCGGGUGCACGUCUGGUGUGUUAAAAGAACUCGAUGGCCGCCUUUCACUGUUCGGGUUCAAGUGUAACAGACAGUACGACAUUAGUCGUCAGUGAAACACGAAUGACCUUUGAGGGAAGCGGUUUCAAUAAAUGACACGC
Ornithodoros turicata is the source of this 5037-nucleotide messenger RNA. RefSeq names its product mucin-6-like. The record is from RefSeq and is a predicted model, not a curated record. Lineage: Eukaryota; Metazoa; Arthropoda; Arachnida; Ixodida; Argasidae. Gene Ontology annotation, molecular function: chitin binding. The transcript is spliced from 6 exons. Gene Ontology annotation, cellular component: extracellular region. Bases 457 to 4785 code for a protein of 1442 amino acids.